This is a messenger RNA of Humulus lupulus (European hop), 816 nucleotides long. RefSeq lists its product as uncharacterized. The record is from RefSeq and is a predicted model, not a curated record. NCBI's taxonomy places the organism in Eukaryota, Viridiplantae, Streptophyta, Magnoliopsida, Rosales, Cannabaceae. The transcript has a single exon. Bases 1 to 816 code for a protein of 271 amino acids.
AUGGAUCGUAGGUGGAUUCACAUACUUGAUAAGUUAUCACCAGAAUACGCUGCUGGUAUAAACAAUUUCAUAAGUGUUGCAAGUGAGUUCAGAAACUCUAGUGGAAUGGUAUUAUGCCCGUGUCGGCGAUGCAUGAAUAAACAAUCACAAUCUUUGAAUGUGGUCAAGUUACACUUGCUCACUCAUGGAUUUCUUAGUACUUAUACUACUUGGAUCCACCAUGGUGAGGAAAUAGAGGGUGUUGAAGAUAAAGUGCUAGCCGAUGUUGAGGAUGCUGAAGCAACCGAUGAUUUGUCUGCAGGCUUACAAUAUGCUUUUGGUGGUCCAUAUUUUGAUAUCGGUCCAACGAGUGAUUUCAUUGACAAUGAAUUCCCUUGCAAUUCUAAUGACAAGUAUGAUGCCUUGUUAGAUUCUGUUCAUAAUCCUUUGUAUGAGAAUUGUACAAAGUUUUCUGUCCUAAGUGCUGUCGUAAAGUUAAUGAAUUUAAAAGUGAUUAACAAAUGGACAGAUAAAGGCUUUGAUGACCUUUUGAAGUGUCUUAAAGAAAUGUUACCCGAUGGUAAUCAUUGCCCGAUAAGUUAUUAUCAAACGAGGAGGCUUCUAUCUGAAGUUGGCUUGGGGUACGAGCAAAUUGACGUGUGCCAAUAUGAUUGUGCAUUGUUUUAUGGUGAGAAUGCAAAUGCUACAAUGUGUCGUAUAUGCAAAUCUAGUCGUUAUGUGCGAUAUAAAAUUCCACAUAAACGACUUAGAUGGUUUCCAAUCAAGGCUCGACUGAAACGCUUGUUUAGCUCAAAGCAUACUGCCAAGGUUAUGUGA